Messenger RNA from Cooperia oncophora, 279 nucleotides. NCBI's taxonomy places the organism in Eukaryota, Metazoa, Nematoda, Chromadorea, Rhabditida, Trichostrongylidae. The record is from the annotation of a GenBank genome assembly.
AUGGGAAUCCAAGUUGCGCCAAUCGGAAGGAACCUCGUGGACGAGUUCUGGAAUGAUCGACCUCCACUUCAAUCUGAAAGUCCUAUUGUACUGACACCAGAGGAACACGGGCGUUGUGUAAAUGACAAGCUGAUGGAUUUGCGCAAACGGAUUACGCAGAAGAAGUGCGAUUCUAUUAUUCUUUCCGCUCUCGAUGACAUAAUGUGGUUACUCAACAUUAGAGGAUUCGACAUUCAAAUACAACCCGUUGGCGUAUUCAUAUGUACUGGUAACACCUAA